AUGGGAAAUUUACAGGAACUGGGCAUUGUUCUGCUAUUCUGCAUGCAAACUGCUUUAGCUCUCAGGUGUAGAGAAUGUACAUCCUAUUUAUUUCAAGAAUGUAAACAUAAAGUAAGAACAUGUAUUGCAGAAGACGAUGAAUCUUGUAUGAUUACUAGACUCUGGCUUCUACCGUUCAACGUGAAUGAGCCAGAGGAUGGAUAUUCUAAGUGCCAGAAAAACUGUACAAGAGAUGAUUAUAACUACAAUGAUCAUGCCGUAUUGAUAUCCUGUUGUGAUACAUAUGACUUCUGCAAUGAUAUCACUGUGCCAAUUGAUGAGUGGUAUUGA
This is a messenger RNA of Psammomys obesus (fat sand rat), 330 nucleotides long. RefSeq names its product prostate and testis expressed protein 3-like. The transcript is spliced from 3 exons. The coding region runs from base 1 to 330 and encodes 109 amino acids. NCBI's taxonomy places the organism in Eukaryota, Metazoa, Chordata, Mammalia, Rodentia, Muridae. The record is from RefSeq and is a predicted model, not a curated record.